Messenger RNA from Suillus clintonianus, 552 nucleotides. RefSeq lists its product as uncharacterized. The transcript is spliced from 4 exons. The annotation marks the transcript as partial. The record is from RefSeq and is a predicted model, not a curated record. Lineage: Eukaryota; Fungi; Basidiomycota; Agaricomycetes; Boletales; Suillaceae.
UCUCUGAAAUGGACACGUACCCAACUCUUCUUGAAGAGUCGGAUGCUCCGUCAGCACCGAAGCGUCAAUUCGUGGAAUGCUUUUGUCAGAGUGAAGCAUAUGGAAGCGAACGAAGGUCACGAAAAGGGUGAUAGGAUCAAACUUACCAAGUUCAUUGCUGAAAAUAGGGACGAGCUCAUUCACGAGCACUCACGGCUGACGUUGGCCGAGAAACGGGCCCUCAACGCAAAAGUUGUUGAAGCAAGGCAACAAAAAAGUCAUGCAGCACGUGCUAACCCCAAGGCUACUCGACACGAUAUGAAUGCGACCUUUACGUCCAUGGACCUGGUCUCGGUAAAUGUUUUCCUCGGAUUCACGAUUCAUGACUUAAUAUUUGAUGUAGAUCAACACACGAUAACUACUCGUCCGCGCCCUUUGAACAAACUCGUCAGUGACUGUCGUACAUUGAUUCAGGAGGAACUCGGUAAGUUGCUUCACAACAUUAAGGGUAAGGUGAAUAUGAAUUACAUGAAUUAUGAACGAAACAUUGUUGAGCAUUAUGGCUUGGCACUU